Messenger RNA from Nematostella vectensis (starlet sea anemone), 1339 nucleotides. Its product is annotated as short-chain collagen C4. The record is from RefSeq and is a predicted model, not a curated record. Lineage: Eukaryota; Metazoa; Cnidaria; Anthozoa; Actiniaria; Edwardsiidae. The transcript is spliced from 5 exons. The coding region runs from base 260 to 1279 and encodes 339 amino acids.
UACUUUGCGUCUUGAAACUGGAGGGGCCUUGAACAAAGCACGCGCCUUUCUGGGUGAUAAGGCUUAGACCAUGGCUUCGCGGUCAUGUUAUCAGGUUAUUAUGAAAGCCAUAAAUUAAGGACCCAAUAGAGGUUAAUAGCUAAAGGACUGUGAAUGUGACGCAUCCAUGUGUGAUGAGGCCCUCGUAUUGUUGACACACGACGCAUGGUAAACUUCGCUCAAGGAACGCUACUGAUUACAGAAGAGCUCUGUGUGUAAUAUGAAUUCGCUAUCUAUCGUUUUGGAGCUGCUUGCGCUCUUCGUGUCUAUGUAUAUCGGAGGGUUGAUAAAUGCAGAGGGCGUUAGGGAUCCUCAAUUCGUCCAGCGUAACGACCCGACAAUUCGUCAGCUUCUCCAUGUUAUGCACAAGUUGCGAUCAAGGGUGGAUCAACUUGCGAUGAAUCAGGCAACACUACCAAGUCAUAGAGCCCCGCCAGGCGAGUGCAACAUCCGAAUUGGCAAAGACGGUAAAGAUGGAAAAGACGGCAUUGAUGGAAGAGAUGGCCGUCCAGGGCCACCCGGUCGUCAUGGCUUUCCGGGGCAGAGAGGCAUGCCGGGAGGUACCGGACCACCGGGACCACCAGGUGAGCCGGGGCAGCCAGGAACGCCCGGGUUUGUAUUUUCAGCGCCCAAGGAAGCAUCAGAAGGACCCCCUGGCCCAGAAGGACCACCCGGGCCUCCAGGUGUGGUGUCAGGGGGGGCAGUGUAUGUUCGCUGGGGGAGGAGUACGUGUCCAGAUGGAGCGUCACUCGUUUAUAAAGGACAAGCUGGUAACAGCCAUUAUACCGCAUCGGGAGGCGGAGUCUCUUACCUCUGUCUUGUUAAUCAACCAAAAUACGGCCGCUACAGUACCAAACCCCAGCAUGGAGGGUACGUAUACGGCACCGAGUAUCACGUCAAAGGGUUCAAUCCUUUCCUAGCCCAGGGUCUUACCAAUCAGGACGUGCCUUGUGCCGUUUGUCACGUGAUGUCACGUGGUUCCCAGCUUAUGGUCCCAGGAACUUAUGACUGUCCCGAGGGAUGGACCCGCGAGUACCACGGGUAUUUGAUGACGUCAUCACACUUACAUAAGCACCCAACGGAUUACAUUUGCGUUGAUGUGCGACCAGAGACUACUAAGGGGGGAGAGGCGGGGCUGAUGGGUUCACUUUUAACGACUGUGGGAGGGAGGUGUGGGGCACUGCCAUGCGCUCCCUAUUUCGAGUACCGUGAACUGACUUGUGCGGUGUGCACCAAAUAAAUUAAUGAAUACAAUUGUAGAAUAAACAUAAAGCGGUGUAUUAAAUGAAUGUCAUGUGUA